UCUUACCGUGUGUAUUAAUCUAAAAUCAAUCUUGAAAUCAUAUUGUAAUCGUAAUCAUCGAAGCAGAGAAAUGGAAUGCCAGAAGAUCAAGGUUGCCAACCCCAUCGUUGAGAUGGAUGGAGAUGAAAUGACUCGAGUCAUUUGGAAAUCCAUCAAACACAAGCUAAUCUUUCCCUUUGUGGAGCUGGAUAUAAAGUAUUUCGACCUCGGCCUUCCCAAUCGUGAUGCUACUGACGAUCAAGUUACUAUCGAAAGCGCUCAAGCUACUCUUAAAUACAAUGUAGCUAUUAAGUGUGCAACUAUAACUCCAGAUGAAGCCCGGGUUAAGGAGUUUAACUUGAAGAGAAUGUGGAAGAGUCCAAAUGGGACAAUUCGCAAUAUCUUAAAUGGUACUGUUUUUAGAGAACCAAUUAUCUGCAAAAACAUCCCUAAGCUUGUCCCAGGUUGGACCAAACCAAUCUGCAUUGGGAGGCAUGCUUUUGGUGAUCAGUACCGAGCAACUGAUGCGGUUAUACAAGGACCUGGGAAACUUAAAUUAGUCUUUGUACCAGAGGGACAUGAUGAAAAGACAGAGUUAGAGGUGUUUAACUUCAGUGGUGCUGGAGGUGUGGCUUUGUCCAUGUAUAAUACUGAUGAGUCUAUCCGUGCUUUUGCUGAGGCUUCAAUGAACACUGCUUACCAGAAAAAGUGGCCGCUAUAUCUUAGCACAAAAAAUACCAUUCUUAAAAAAUAUGAUGGAAGAUUCAAGGACAUAUUUCAGGAAGUCUAUGAAAAUCAAUGGAAAUCCAAGUUUGAGGCUGCCAGUAUGUGGUAUGAACACCGUCUUAUUGAUGAUAUGGUUGCUUAUGCUCUGAAAAGUGAAGGAGGUUAUGUAUGGGCAUGCAAAAAUUAUGAUGGGGAUGUGCAGAGUGAUUUCUUAGCCCAAGGAUUUGGAUCUCUGGGGCUUAUGACAUCAGUAUUGGUGUGCCCAGAUGGAAAGACUAUCGAAGCUGAAGCAGCACAUGGUACAGUUACCCGUCAUUACCGAGUUCAUCAGAAAGGAGGUGAAACUAGCACAAACAGCAUAGCAUCAAUUUUUGCUUGGUCACAAGGUCUUGCACACAGGGCAAAGUUGGAUGGUAAUACAAGACUAUUGGAUUUCACUGAGAAGCUAGAAGCAGCCUGUAUCGGAACUGUUGAAUCAGGGAAGAUGACUAAGGACCUUGCACUUCUUAUUCACGGAUCUAAGGUUGCUAGGACUCAAUAUCUGAAUACUGAAGAGUUCAUUGAUGCUGUAGCCAAGGAGCUAAGAGCAAGACUUUCUACCAAAGCAAAACUGUAAACUGCCACCCACAAAUGUGGCUUUGUGCUGGUCAAUCAUUUUAUACUGUAGUUUGGCUCAACUCACAUGAAUUAUUUGUAAAUACUUUUUACAGUCUUGAUUAUCUUUAUCUGUCAUUACUGCUGGCUUGCUUUUCAGAAGGUGGACGGCAGCCGGUUCGAUUAAUGCAAAACAUCAUCAAAAUUUAUAAAGCACUGUCAUUGUAAUGAUCACAAUUGCACUGUUUUUGGUUGUAGAUUCAACGAGGAUUUGUUGCUAAUCCUAU
Pistacia vera is the source of this 1586-nucleotide messenger RNA. Its product is annotated as isocitrate dehydrogenase [NADP]-like. The coding region runs from base 71 to 1321 and encodes 416 amino acids. The transcript is spliced from 15 exons. Gene Ontology annotation, cellular component: mitochondrion. The record is from RefSeq and is a predicted model, not a curated record. Gene Ontology annotation, molecular function: magnesium ion binding; NAD binding; isocitrate dehydrogenase (NADP+) activity. Gene Ontology annotation, biological process: isocitrate metabolic process. NCBI's taxonomy places the organism in Eukaryota, Viridiplantae, Streptophyta, Magnoliopsida, Sapindales, Anacardiaceae.